Lethenteron reissneri (Far Eastern brook lamprey) is the source of this 3339-nucleotide messenger RNA. RefSeq lists its product as uncharacterized. NCBI's taxonomy places the organism in Eukaryota, Metazoa, Chordata, Hyperoartia, Petromyzontiformes, Petromyzontidae. The record is from RefSeq and is a predicted model, not a curated record.
GAGAGUCACCCCCAGUCGCCUUGUUGCUGCUGCUGCUAUGGCCGCGUGUUCAGUGCGACCCCACGCCCCAGCUCCUCCCCACCAGCAUCACCACAGCUGAGAGGAGACGGAGGCACCAUGAAGUGGCUCCUGGUCGCAGCGUUCAUCUCCCUCCCGCCUGUGACGUCUGCUGUGAAGCUCCAACUCUCCCUACCAGAGAGCCUGGAUGUGACGGAGGGACAGAGCGUGACUCUUGCCUGCUCAUUCUCCCCACCGUCGACCGAUUUGAGUGACCUCUUCAUCUCGUGGGUCAUGAUACCGACAGGCUACCCAAUCUACGACUCACAUCUUGGGAAUCUCUGGCUUGAAAUAGCUGAGUUUGCGGGAAACGAGGAGAAGGGCGACUGCUCGAUUAGGCUCUUGAACAUCUCCAGGAACCUCGGCCCCGUGCUUAAGUGCCACGUCUACUGUUACCACUGUGGGACGGAUGACUGGAAGGUGGAACGAGAGGUGAAGCUGAACGUGACGGCUGCAGCUCCACGUUCACAAGGCGGCACAAGUGGCACGACUGUCGCUCCUGAAGGGGAGACCUCCGCCACACCAGUGGUCGAAUGGUGGUGUAGGGUGCUGCAGACGAUGUUGGCGAUGGGUGUGACCCUGGGACUUGGGGCUGUCAUCGUCACCUGCAUUCCGCUUCCUCAGCAGUUUGGGAGCUCCCUCCACUCACGCAGUGGUGAUGGGCAAGCAGACGUGCACGGUGAUGUGGAGGUGAAUGGGCAUCUACUGAUGAUGGUGAUUGGACACAAGGGGAAAACGGAGACAAAGGCAUGAACGCCGUGUGAAGAAAUCUUCUGUAGGUCCCCCCCCCGUGACCACCCUGGCCGGCACGUGGAGCCGCUCUUACCCACAGUGCCAUUCAGGAGUGCAGUGCCGACUGCCUGUGGUUCAUGAGCUGAUUGUUGACAGACCUUGCUUUUCUCAUCUCUCUCCCUCUCUGUGACUCUCAACACUCCUCUUUGGCCAUUUCAAAUCCCUCACCGCGAAAUUUCACACGAUUCAGAAUCUUACUGCUGCCUCACCUCACGGCUUCUGUAAAUGAAACCUCAUCAUCCCAAUCCUCAGAUUCCCCCACUGGCUCCCAAUCCAGUCUCCAAUCGACUGAGACAUCGCACUCUGCACCUACACGCUACCUCUCCUCUCUCUUCAGGGGAUCCCCCAAAUAUGUCGGUUAGGGACCGAAAAGUUGCGACUCGUAACGAAACGACGUAUAGUGGGGACUUCCUCCUACCAUAGGAAUACUAUGUUAAUGGAGGUGGGAUAGGGACAAUGGAAUAAGGUCGGGAUAGGGACCGUCCCUUAGGGAAAUGUGGUGUGUUUAAAACCUAGCAACCAAAAUACGUACUUUACACGUACAUAAAACUAGGAACCUUACAAGACAAACUGUACACAACCAAUUCUGAGUUCAAGAACCGUGAAACAGUAUUUUAACUUGUUAAACACUUUCUUGAAAACCAGCUUUAUAAGCAUUUCGAUGCAACCCUCUGCACUUUAAACGUUUUCCUUUUCUUAAUAGAAAAAUAAUUCGUGGCAUUUUAAAGAAAAGAUUCGAGUAGAAAACCAUUUUAAUGGGAAAAAAGCACUAUCUUAAACAGCAUUAUAAAAAAGAUGUUACCUUAACCUGUUUAUGAUCUUACCUUGAGGAGUGGAUGAGUAGCUACGCACGCCAGAGAACACCAUGGCACUUAAGGUGGCGGCGUAUGCGCGAGUUGUACAGUACUUCUAUACCCCCCCACCCCGAACCAAAUUGAAAUCGAUUAUUCAAAAUCGAUAAUCGUCACCAGUGUUGGUCGUGAGCGGGACUUGAAGUCGAGUCGCUGGCCUCGUAGCGGAGCGCUAACCACUGCAUGCUAACCGCUGCACACCCACGCACAAUGUUUCCCACUUGGCUCGGCUGAACUGGUUAAACGACGUGUUUACGAGUGCGUGGAAAUAUUGCAGUGCCUUCCUCAAAGUCAGCGACGUGAGUGCAAAACAAGGCAGGGUGUGUGUAUAUCGAGACUAUGAACAUCAGGGACUCCCUGCACUCCCCACCACGUGUUCUCCACUCUAGCAAACAAGGACUUCUGUCAAAACCCUCAGUCAACCCCUCAAUGUCUGCUCGCUUAUUCUCACCCAACAAUUCAACGAGGCUCCAUGAGUUGCAAGACACUUUGUACACGUGGAAGGUAACUGGAGUAAGUUCACCCAGAUUGGAGUCCGUCCCACUUGCCCCACUGCAUAUUCCUGGCCACUUCAUAAUCCAGUGGGUUCAGGGGAGUGUCACUAAUCUGUGAUUCGUGAAUCCUCAACUCCAUAGCGCCCCGCCGCUCUCACCGCAGAUUCCCCCUGCUCACGUCCAGACUCCAGAAGUUCCCUCCUGUUUGUCUGUGUCUCUGCCCUGUGUCUCUCCUCACCUGGGCUACACCACAGCUGUAUUCCUUCUUUCCUGAGCUCCAUGCAGAUUUUCUACAGCCCCUUCCUGCUCUACUGAAUGUGUCAGCAUUGUGUCUGUGUGUAAACCUGAGUGAACGUGUGAGUUGUGUGUGUGUGUACAAGUGUGAGCGAGAGGAAGGGGGUGGCAGUGGAGUGGUUGUGGUGCAGUCUAACUUGUGUGUGGUUUGAAUGGACCAAAAUCAGUGCAUGCGUCGUAAACGCAAUGCACGAGUCUGACUCAAAGGGUUCCUGUACUCGGAAUGUUUGACACAUUUUGUCACGAAUUAUUGUACAUGCCUUAAACUUCCCAAGAAGUAAUAUAUAUGUACAUUGUAUUAUUACUACUGGUAAACGAUCUCGCUGACCCAUGCUGUGUUUAUGACAGUUGGGAAAUAUGGGUUGAGAAGAGUGGUUCCUAACCUCUGGAUCGCAGCGCAUGGCAAUCCAAAAGGCCAUGGGAAUUGCUCUGCAGAACGAUUGAAGACACCACAAUGUAACUCACAAAGUCAUCCUUUUGUUACCUCGAGUUCUUCCCACGUGUAGAGGGUUGGCAGUGAACGUGGGUCUAGAAAGGGUGGGAACCACUGGUCUUGAAGAUCCAUAUUUUCAGUGACUGUAAGCCAUUGGUUUCAGCACCUCAUGUAUUAGAUAUUCAAUAUUGGGAAAUAUUUGUCUUUAAGGUCCAUAUUUUGUAUUUAUGGUUGUAAAUAUUGUUUUAUGAAAUCUGUAUAUUGCAAACAUUGGCUUAUUUUUAAAGCAUUGGUGUGGGAAAAUCAAUGAUUUAUAUAUUUAUUAUGAGAAAAAAUUGGUGUAAAAGACUUGUACCUUUAUUUCGGGAUAUAGUGAUCGUUUUAGAUUCAUUAGGCAAUCAAAAUAUAUAUAUAUUUU